AGUAACAUGUCAACAUCAACAAAAAUUUGAGAUAAGAUUUUAAAAUUAGCAAUUUCGUCCAACAUCAAAAUGUUUAUUUACUUAAGUAAAAAGAUUGCCAUUCCCAACAACACAAAAAUAAAUGCGAUCGCUUGGAAUAAACAGGAUGGUUAUAUAGCUGUUGGUGGAGAAAAUGGGUUAUUAAAAGUCUUAAAAUUGGAUUCAGUCAGUGACAAUGAAGGAGGUAAUAAAAAUCGUGGUUUGGCAGCAACAAGUAAUUUGUCAAUGAACCAAACUUUAGAGGGGCACAGUGAAAGUAUACAAGUUUUAAUUUGGAAUGAAUCUCAUAAAAAACUAACAACUAGUGAUCAACAUGGCGUAAUAAUUGUUUGGAUGCUGUACAAGGGAGCAUGGUACGAGGAAAUGAUAAAUAAUCGUAAGAAGUCAACAGUUGUGGGCAUGGCUUGGAGUGCCGAUGGACAGAAAAUUUGUAUAAUUUAUGAAGACGGGGCAGUGAUUGUAGGGUGUGUUGGUGGAAAUAGAAUCUGGGGCAAAGAACUAAAACACGUACAAUUAUCUGGAGUUCAGUGGUCUCCAGAUGGAAAACUUCUUUUAUUUAGUUUAAAAAAUGGACAAGUCCAUUUAUACGACAAUCAAGGAAAUUUUGUGAUGCGUGUAAAUGUUGUUUGUCAUGAUACCAAUUAUGAACAAAUACCAAUUGUAGGCCUUGACUGGUACAAUGGCAUAAAUGGCUAUAUGCAUGCCCUUUGUCCAAACUUAGCCAUAACUUUUGAAAAUGGUAGAACACAAGUUAUGAGAAACGAAAGUGAUACAAACCCAAUUAUAAUAGACACCAGAAUGUUUGCUGUUCAUUGCAGCUGGAACCACAACGGGUCGCUUUUGGCAAUCUCUGGAAAACAAUUUGCUGAGGAAAAAGAAAUUAAUUUAGUUCAGUUCUAUAACCCAUUUGGAGAGCAUUUACGUACACUGAAAGUGCCUGGAAAUUCGAUUUCAUGUUGUGUUUGGGAAGGAGGUUCAUUAAGAGUAGCAUUAGCUGUCGACUCAUUUGUAUAUUUUGCAAAUAUUCGUCCUGACUAUAAAUGGUGCUACUUUAAGAAAACAGUCGUGUUUACUUCUUGUAGACCACACAAACCCGGAAUAUGUUUAUCAUUUUGGGACACAUCAAAUAAUCAAUGUCACACUAGGUGGGUGUCAGUACUCCUGGCAAUAGCAGGAUAUGGCGAUCAUUGCAUUGUUGCUACUAGAUCAGAAUCAGAUGAAAGUUUAGGAAAAUAUGGACUCCUGCUUUAUAAUACUUUGGGCACACCAGUGGACGGUAAAAAAAUUAAGUUUCUGUUAACAGUAAAAAAAUUUGUUACCGUAUUUGAUCUUUAUUCUUUAAAGAUAUUUUUAUUUCUUACAGGAAAAUACAUCAACAUUGAACCUUUAGUGGUUACCAUGAAUUCAUAUCAAGUUUUUGCGGCAUCUAAAAAUAAUUUUUUGGUGUGGCACUACAAGACACCGAAGUCUAUAACAGCUGGGUCAGCUAGAUGUAAAAUGUUUCAUAUAGAUGACAAUCCGUCAGGAGCCGUUGAAAUUAUACAGGAACUAGAUAAUGUUAAUAAAAUACAAGUUAGUAUGCAUGACACGAUAGAUGCAAUAUGCUGUAUUACAGCAACAGAUAAAUGCUUGAUUAUUGGGAGAGAAUCUGGAUUAAUACAAUACUACGCUUUACCGCACAUUGUUUUAACGAAUCGAUAUAAAAUUAGCACUCGACCACACAAAAUGUCCAUUAACUGCAACUCUACGCGACUUUCUGUAAUUGACGUGUCUGGAGUUAUGUCAGUAAUCGAUAUAUCAGAAGGAGUAGGUAGACCAACGACAAGCACGGAAGGGAACAAAUUAGAACGUAAAGAUGUUUGGGCAAUGUGUUGGGCUUCGGAUAAUCCGCAAUUAUUAGCAAUAAUGGAGAAAACAAGGAUGUACAUUUUUAAGGGCAUCUAUCCUGAAGAACCCGUCGCUUGUUCAGGAUAUAUUUGUAGUUUUAAUGAUUUGGAGAUACAAGCAGUAUUGUUAGAUGAAGUAAUGGACACUCCGGAAAAACCAAGUAGUGACCACAUUAUUAAGUUAGAAGUAAAAAGUUUACGGGAUACAAGACAAUUACUUGAAAAAGUCGGGAUAAAUGAAGCUUGUCAGUUUGUUGAAGAUAAUCGUCAUCCACGGUUAUGGAGACUUGUCGCAGAAGCUGCUUUAAAGGAAAUGAACUUGACAAUGGCUGAUGCUUGUUUUGUUAGAUCAAAAGAUUACUCGAAGGUUUUAUUUGUGAAAAAACUUGGAGAUAUCAAUAAUGAAGCGAUAAGAAGAGCUAGGAUUGCUACGUAUUUUAAAAAUUUUGACGAGGCCGAGAAAAUAUAUAUGGAAGCAGAUAGAAGUGACUUGGCAUUAAAUCUACGACAAACAUUAGGCGACUGGUUCAGAGUUAUACAAAUUUUAAAAAAUGGCGUUACUGCACCAGACUAUCUUUUAAAAACAGCAUAUAAUUCAACGGCCGAUUACUUUGCACACUUUAAUAAUUGGGCAUCGGCUAUCGAGUAUUACGAAUUAGGCAGAAAUACAACAAAAAUGAUUGAAUGCUACUACCAUCUAGAAGACUGGAAAAAUUUAGAAGGUAUGAUUGACAAAUUACCAGAAGGUGAUCCACUUUUAGAAAAAAUUGGUGAUAUGUUCGCAGCAAAUGCUGUUCAUAAUGAAGCUGUUAAAGCUUACGUUAAGCUGGGCAAAGUAAAGUCAGCUAUUAACUUAUGCAUAAUGCAUAAUCGAUGGGAUGUCGCAAUAGAUUUGGCAAAGAAAUUUAACAUUUCGAAGAUAUCGGAUUUACUUAUGAAGUAUACUAAUCAUUUAGUCGAACAAGGGCAAGUUAUGAAUGCUAUACAAAUGAAUGUUCAAGCUAGAUAUUAUUUGCAUGCAGCUGAACAUGCCUAUAAACUUGCCGAAUGUGAGGCUCGAAAAAGCGAUAAGAACCUUUUGAAGGUAAAAAAAUUUUAUGUUUACGCGGCUAGACUGGUAGAACUUCAUAAAAAGUCACCUAACUCUAGUGAAUGGCAAUCUUCAGAUCCCCUAUUCUAUGAAACAGCUUGGAAAGGAGCAGAAGCUUAUCAUUAUUAUAUGUUGGCGCAACGACAACUUUACAGUGGAAAAUUACACGAUGCAUUGUGUAUCGCUUAUAAGCUUCAAGAUUACACCGAUUUUAUACCCGAGUCAGAUGUCUACGCAUUACUGACACUUACAGCUUGCCUCGAUAGAUCAUUCGGAAUCUGUUCCAAAGCUUUAAUGAAAUUAAAAAGUCUAAAAAACUUGUCAGCCACGGAGUACAAUCAUUACAACAAAUUGGCUUGGGAUAUAUUUAGGCAGAAUGAACCGGUCAAUGUCAAGAAAAAGCUUUUAAAGUGCGACAAUUGUGACAAUGUUAUACAAGAUUGGUGUACUAUUUGUGGACACUGUAAAGUUCAUUUUCCAACUUGCAUCGCUUCUGGCCAGUCGAUUGUAGGGGCACCAAUUUGGUUCUGCCAGUCAUGUCGACAUCCAGCUGUCGAAAGAAAGAUGUCAUUCCAAAAUGCAUGCCCGCUGUGUCAUGCAAAAAAUGAACGUCAGUAAACAGUUAAAUGUAUUAUACAAUUUCGUUCUUAAAAAUAAUUAUUUAUAUGCAAUGAG
Anoplophora glabripennis (Asian longhorned beetle) is the source of this 3690-nucleotide messenger RNA. It is a transcript of the gene Oseg4, whose product is annotated as WD repeat-containing protein 35. The record is from RefSeq and is a predicted model, not a curated record. Gene Ontology annotation, biological process: intraciliary retrograde transport; protein localization to cilium; non-motile cilium assembly. Lineage: Eukaryota; Metazoa; Arthropoda; Insecta; Coleoptera; Cerambycidae. The coding region runs from base 70 to 3633 and encodes 1187 amino acids. The transcript is spliced from 18 exons. Gene Ontology annotation, cellular component: non-motile cilium; intraciliary transport particle A. Gene Ontology annotation, molecular function: protein binding.